Ostertagia ostertagi is the source of this 414-nucleotide messenger RNA. NCBI's taxonomy places the organism in Eukaryota, Metazoa, Nematoda, Chromadorea, Rhabditida, Trichostrongylidae. The record is from the annotation of a GenBank genome assembly.
AUGCAAGGAGCUGCAGUGACGCCUGUUCGCCGACUUCUUGGAAAAGCCAGCUAUGCUGAUGGUUUCAAUGCUAUGCGAACCAAAGGCGUUAAAGGAACCGCUCUUCCAUCGACCAGGGAAAUUUCGAAUAAGCUUCAUCAAGAGGGAGCCAACCCUGCGUUUGACUACUCCAAAAAUCAUUUCUUCAUGCAAUUUGGUCAAUGGGUCGCUCACGAUAUCAUUUUCAUGCCCUCGUCUGUCGGUCCACUCGGCAAAGCUCUGGACUGCUCGUCGUGUAAUUCACCAUCAUUGAGCGAGAAUUGCGCUCCGAUCCCAGUGCCCGCUGAUGAUCCCUAUUUCAAGCCUAUUGCUGGUGAAAGAAGUGGCACUAAUCGGAAGAUAAAUGAUGAACAUGGCCUCCAAAAAUCAAAAUAA